Molecule: messenger RNA, 1028 nt
Organism: Lolium perenne
Lineage: Eukaryota; Viridiplantae; Streptophyta; Magnoliopsida; Poales; Poaceae
Product: glutaredoxin-C9-like
Source: RefSeq, a predicted model, not a curated record
ACCCUCCCUCCUCCGGCCAACUGAUCACACUUCGAUCCUCUCGCCCUACAAACACACACACACACUUCGAUCCUGUGUGCAGUUCCUCUAUAUAAACGCACAUCCACCCACCCCCAUUCCAUUCAUCUCGCUAGUUCCACUUCCGUUCAUUGCAUUGCGCCAAGAAGCAAUCACCUUGCCCUACUACGCUCUCAGUUUCUCAUCACUAGCUAGGGAGGAAGAAGAGGUCGGGGUCGGCCAAGAUGUUGAGGAUGCAGCAGCAGGUUGAGGGCGCCCUGGUGGUGGGCGGCAUGGCGGAGGCGGAGGAGCACCAGGAGGCGGCGGUGUACGAGCGGGUGGCGCGGAUGGCGGGCGGCAACGCGGUGGUGGUGUUCAGCGCCAGCGGCUGCUGCAUGUGCCACGUCGUGAAGCGCCUCCUCCUCGGCCUGGGCGUCGGCCCAACCGUGUACGAGCUGGACCAGAUGGGCGGCGCCGGGAGGGAGAUCCAGGCUGCGCUUGCGCAGCUGCUGUCCCCAGGCCCCGGCGGCGGCGGCCACCACCAGCAGGCACCGGCGGUUCCCGUGGUGUUCGUGGGCGGGAGGCUCCUGGGCGGGGUGGAGAAGGUGAUGGCGUGCCACAUCAACGGCACCCUCGUCCCGCUCCUCAAGGAGGCCGGCGCGCUCUGGCUCUGAGCCUGCAUUGCUCUUGCCUCUUGCCUUGCCGGCCGGCCGGAGCUCCUCAAGGUCGAGAUCGACGGCGGCGUGCCGGCGCGUGUGCCUGUCUCCUUGUGUUUGUUCGUUGUUGGUUUUUUCUUCUUCUUUUCUUGUGUUGUGCGAUCAGUGGAUGCAUGGUCUGUGUGUGUUGUUGAGCUUGACUCGCUAGUGAGAUGUAGAUAUAAUUAACGAGGAAAGGUUAAAUUAGCCGUGUCACCCCUGUGUGUGUUUCUUAGCUAGUUCUUUGUUAGUAGCAGCACUUGCAUGGUGGAGGAGAUGGUGUUAUUCAUGAGGUUAAUCUAUCAAGAAGGGACACUUUAUUUGUCUUCCCCAAAA